CGAACAUAUCGAUUAUCUGUAGUAUCGAAGUUAGCCGAAGGUCUAAAGUCUAAGGUCUGGUCUAAUAUAACAAGUAAUAAUAUAUAGAAAUUCGUGAAUUUUAUUAUUAUUCAUUUGUCACAUUGUCGCUAUCAUGGAGAAGUUGAUAAAAGAGAAAUUGACCGAAUUUCUAGAUUUUCAAAUUCCAGAUGAUUUAACCCAAUAUGUUAUGCAAAUGGAAAAUGAGAGAGAUUUAGAAAAUUACUUAGCAACUUUAUUGGACAAUGAAAAUCCGAAACACAAACAAUUUAUAACAGAUUUGAAGAAACAACGUGCAUCUUAUACUAAUCAAACAGGUUACAAGAAAACAAGUAAUAAUGACAAUAUACCUAAUAAACAGAGUGAAAAGAAAAAGGGAAAAGCAAAAGGAAAAGAAAAUGUUCAGAUGCAAGAGGCUGCAAAAUGUGAAACAAAGCCUGAAAAAAUGGAAAAAAAGAAGACUAAAUUUGUUAAUUUAUUAUCUCAUGGAGAUGUUCUCCUGAAAGGGAGACACAAAUGUAACUGCGAAGCAAAGGGACAUAAAUUAAUUAAUAAUUGUCUCAAUUGUGGAAGAAUAGUUUGUACACAAGAAGGUGCAGGACCAUGCUUUUUUUGUGGAGAUCUCGUUUGUUCACCGAAUCAACAAGUGGUUCUUCAGAGUAAGACUAAACAAGCUGAUAAUUUGUACAAUAAAUUGAUGGAACGAAAGCCAAAUAAAGGCUUUGAAGACUCCCUCAAACAGAGGGACAAACUUCUUGAAUAUGAUCGCAACAGCGCCCGCCGCACUGAAGUGAUUGAUGACGAGUCAGAUUAUUAUCAGUCAAAUAGUGUUUGGCUUUGUGCUGAAGACCGCAAAAAGUUACAGAAGCAAGAAUCGGAAGCACUUGCUCGCAAGCACGCAUCGCGUUUAGAUAAAAGAGUUGCUAUAGAUUUUAUGGGAAGAAUAAUUGAUGAUGGUCAAUUCAAUAAUUUACAAUCAGAAGAGCUUGGUGAAACAAUGUCGUAUGACAACUUUGAAAAUCCGAAUAUCUGUCCAACAAUAGAAUUUGACCGUCCAACGUUUAUUGAUAUGGGAAUAUCUGGAACAAGUAGAAGAAUGGGAAAUGACACAUGGAACACAGAAAGUAGAAUUCAAGAUAAAGAAUAUUUGGAAAUGUCUGAUCAAGGCUUGUGUUUGAGCAUGCAUCAGCCUUAUGCUUCAUUGCUAGUGGCAGGAAUAAAAAUUCAUGAGGGUAGAAAUUGGUAUUCUUCGCACAGAGGAAGACUGUGGAUAGCAUCGGCUGCUAAAGUACCUUCCACUGAAGAAAUAUCCAAUAUACAGCAUACCUACAACAUAUUAAAAAGUAAAACAUUUAAAUUCCCUGAGACUUACCCCACGGGUUGCUUGUUAGGCUGUGUAACGGUGACUGAUGUUCUACCUCAGGCAGAAUAUAGAAAACUAUAUCCAGAAGGAGAAAGUGAUAGUCCAUAUGUUUUUAUAUGUGAGAAUUCUUACAUGUUACCAGUACAUUUUCCUAUGAAAGGAAAACAUAAAAUUUAUAAAAUGGAUAAAAAAAUUCAUCAAGCUGCUUCUAAAUGUUUAGAAAAAGCCAUGCGAAUGGCCAAACAAUAACUGAUAUUCUCUUACUUCUCUUGUAUCACUUCUCUUCUGUUAAAUUAAAUAGAACAAAAAUGUUUUCCAGAGGUAUAUGUUUAUUCAUAUUAAUAAUUUAAAAAUGUUACAUGCAUUCUAUAUUAAAAAUAAUCAUCUGCGUUUUGUACAAAAGUGUGAUUUUUCUGAUAUAUCAGCAUCUAAUAAAAAUUUUAUCUAAAUAUAAUAUGCAUA
Messenger RNA from Formica exsecta, 1843 nucleotides. Its product is annotated as activating signal cointegrator 1. Bases 134 to 1630 code for a protein of 498 amino acids. Gene Ontology annotation, biological process: positive regulation of DNA-templated transcription. Gene Ontology annotation, molecular function: zinc ion binding; transcription coactivator activity. The record is from RefSeq and is a predicted model, not a curated record. NCBI's taxonomy places the organism in Eukaryota, Metazoa, Arthropoda, Insecta, Hymenoptera, Formicidae. The transcript is spliced from 10 exons. Gene Ontology annotation, cellular component: nucleus.